Molecule: messenger RNA, 2107 nt
Organism: Periophthalmus magnuspinnatus
Lineage: Eukaryota; Metazoa; Chordata; Actinopteri; Gobiiformes; Gobiidae
Product: PRA1 family protein 3-like
Exons: 3
Coding region: 110-685 (191 amino acids)
Biological process (GO): negative regulation of transport
Cellular component (GO): membrane
Source: RefSeq, a predicted model, not a curated record
CGAUAACAUUAGCAUCCUCGCUGUUAGCCUAGCUCGUCAGCUGAUCUGUCAAAAUAUCUCGCAGCAGCAGUCACAGAGCGUGCCUGUAGAGUUUGUACAUGUUAUAGUCAUGGCAGGGAACAUGGAGCUUGCGCCUCUCAGACCGUGGGAUGACUUUUUCCCCGGAACCGAUCGCUUUGGCAAACCCGAAUUUUCAGAUUUGACCAAAUGGAACAACCGAGUUAUCAGUAAUUUAAUGUACUACCAGACGAAUUACUUCGCCGUGGCCGUGGUGGUGUUCCUCAUUGUUGGGUUUAUGAACCCACUGGGCUUGUUUUUGGGAGGAGCAGUGGUCGCUCUUAUCUUUGGUGGGUUGGUUUGGGCUGGAGAGAACAAGUCUUUCAUCAAGAACUUCAAAAAGAAGAACCCCACUCUGUUUGUGUUGGCUGUGAUGGUCACCAGCUACUUUGUGCUUUCUCUGUUCGGUGGAGUCCUUGUCUUCAUCUUUGGAAUCACAUUUCCUCUGCUGUUAAUUCUGAUCCAUGCAUCACUGCGACUACGCAACAUGAAGAACCGUCUCGAGAACAAGAUGGAGGGAGUGGGUCUAAAGAAGACGCCGAUGGGUAUCAUCAUGGACCUCCUGGACCAACAGGAGGAGAGGAUGAACAAGAUUCAAGAUUUCAUCGAGGGAAAACUUAAGGAAUAAGGCAAAAGGGAGGUGUUAGACCAAACAUGAAAUUAUUUUAGCAUAUUCUCACAUGUCCCCUUUGACCUGUUAAGUCCUGGUUACCAGCUAAUCUGAGUAUUGCAGUUGUGUGUAUGAGUGUGACAAAGGGAUGGUUUUAUUUCUGCAAAAUGACUGACAUAUCAUGAAGUGACUAAAUUGUAGUACUUGUAGCUUAGGCUUGAAACAUGUGUUUUGCCAAAAAUAGAGUUGCAUAUUAUAUUUUGAUGUUUAUAUUCCUUUAUACAUUCUUUUUGCUUUAUAUUUUGUGUUGGCACUCCCCAGCUAAAGGCUAAGUUUACAACUCAUGAUAAAUUUGCACAAUCGUCUUCUGGGACUAAAUGUAAAAUGCAAUGAGCAGAGCUUCAAUAAGGGUUCAGCAUUUCUCUAAUAAUUAUGUGUCUCCUAUAGAAGCAAUGCAGAAACACUGACAGUUUAGCAAGUAAACCAGAGGUUAGUUAAAAAUGUUAUCUAGACACCAAAACACAUUAAUUUUGAAUCAGGUCUCUUCAUUUUGCUACCUCACAAUCAUACAUUUACAUUGAUUUAAUCUGGCAUUUAAAUACAUAAAGUAACCUGUCGCCUACAGUUCACUUAUGACACGUUUUACAGUGGCAAGAUUUCCUCCACUAAGUGUUCACACUGUCCAGGCUGGCCUGAGUGUAGCCCUUACUGACCACAGCUAUGCAAUAGAAAAAUGAAUGGCAACUGCAGCUUUAUGGUUUGUAUAUUACAUAUUUACGUUGUGUCCUUAUUCAAAGUAAAGCAUGUUGACUAUGUAUAUUGACUGGUUGCAAGAUAUUUCUAAAGCUGACUAUAAAAAUCCCAGUAUUGUUUUGUAAAAUUGUCAUAAACAAAUGUAUAAGCCCUAAUAAUCAUUUGGUAGCAAUUUAAUUUUGCACCACCACAUUACCUGCAAUUGAAUUAUGUUACUGAAUAAUUCACAACCAUGUUUAUUUAUAUGUGUAUUUUUUCAUCCAAAACUGGAAAUUAUACAUGACUACUCCCAGGAUAAUAAAAUUGGUUUGGAUUAUAUUUCAGUCUUAUACAUUUUACUAUUUAGAGUCAGACAACAGUAACUUAUGAUUAGUGAUCCAAAACAAAAGCUCAACUAAUGAUGACUUGUAAUGUAAUGUAAUUGCCAUAAGUAUUGGUUUAUAAUGUUACACCCAUUGCACUGUGUAAAAUAAAUAUCUAAUUUUUCCCAGAGAUUCUGUGGAGACAGUGGUGCCACAGGUGUUUUAAAUAGUAGUAAAAUGUCACUUAUUGCCUCAAGUCAUCUUAAGAAUAAUAUCUAGUAAAAAUACAGUUAUUUUUAUGUGUAAAAUGUUUAUUUAAAAAAAACAAAAGUAUUAUUUGUUAUACCACUUUAUUGUUCAGGUUAUUUUUAGACUAUGGGGGGCA